ACAAAAAUGGUAUGAUCUUUACGCUUUCUUUUCUACUUUCACUUUUCUACUUACCACGGCUAAAUCCUGCCUUGAAUAAUGACGAGGGAACCACCACCGGCACUACAAUUCUUCCGUUGACAACAUCCGACUUUUACUUUACUUCACACUCACACUUGUGUCAUCUAAAUUGUCCCAUGGACUCUUGAAACUGGAGUGUGAAGCAUAUUGCAGAUAUCUGAAAUUAUUUGAAGGUAUUAUUCUUGCACCUUGUUUUGUUAAUACUAUUUUUGUAUUGUUCUUGUUCAACAACAACAUGGGGGAAAUUCGUUCCGAGUACAAAUUAAAGAAUCCACCCGAAGACGGAAUUUCUACAGUCCGGUUUUCUCCCACCAAUCCACAGCUUUUAGGCGUUUCCUCUUGGGAUACCAACGUUCGUUUGUACGAUUCCCAAACCAGUACUGUCAAACACAAGUUUUCUCACAAUGCAAAACCUGUACUUGAUUUUGUUUUCAAGAAAGAGGGAGGAACCAUUUACACUGCAGGGCUGGAUGGUCAAAUUCUUGGAUAUGACUUGCAAAAUGAAAAUAUUGAACAAAUCGGAAGUCAUGAAGACUCUGUUCGCUCGGUCGAAUAUAGUCACGAUCGAGACAUUUUAGUUUCUGGAGGUUGGGAUUCUUUUGUUAAAAUAUGGGACCCUAGAAAGAGAGAUCCUGUUAGCCAACACUCACAAAUCGACGAGGUAUACACUAUGAGUGUUAAAGACGAAAUUUUGAUUGUUGGAACGAGUGCAAGGAGAAUUAUUGUAUGGGAUUUAAGAAAUAUGGAGACGCCAUUACAACAACGAGAUUCGUUGCUGAAAUAUCAAACAAGAAAAAUCUCAAUCUUUCCAAACAAACAAGGAUACGUCUUGAGUAGUAUUGAAGGAAGAGUAGCUGUUGAAUAUUUUGAUCAAAACCCUGAAGUACAAAAGAAAAAAUACGCUUUCAAAUGUCACAGGAUUAAAGAGCAAUCAGUUGAAAACAUUUAUCCAGUUAACGCGAUAAGCUUUCACGAGGAACACAGUACAUUUGCCACGGGAGGCUCGGAUGGAUAUGUUAACGUUUGGGACGGAUUCAACAAGAAACGAUUGUGUCAAUUUCACCGAUAUCCUACCGGCAUUGCCUCGCUCGCAUUUAGCAGUUGUGGCACGAUGCUCGCUAUUGCGUGUUCAUAUUUAUAUGAACAGGAUGAGACCCCAAACCCAAUGCCGGAAAAUUGUGUAUACAUCAGGACAGUUACAGAUCAAGAGACAAAGCCGAAGUAAAUGUUUUUAAAGUUUCUAAUGUUCUUAAUUUCUCUUGUUUUUAUGUGAAUGGAUUUUUAUAUUGAAACCCGUUGUAAAUAUAAAUCAACGUAAGUAUAUAUGUGUCUGUAAUU
Folsomia candida is the source of this 1398-nucleotide messenger RNA. RefSeq names its product mitotic checkpoint protein BUB3 (gene Bub3). NCBI's taxonomy places the organism in Eukaryota, Metazoa, Arthropoda, Collembola, Entomobryomorpha, Isotomidae. Gene Ontology annotation, biological process: mitotic spindle assembly checkpoint signaling. Gene Ontology annotation, molecular function: ubiquitin binding. The record is from RefSeq and is a predicted model, not a curated record. Gene Ontology annotation, cellular component: kinetochore; bub1-bub3 complex; mitotic checkpoint complex. The transcript is spliced from 10 exons. The coding region runs from base 296 to 1285 and encodes 329 amino acids.